Molecule: messenger RNA, 5738 nt
Organism: Orbicella faveolata
Lineage: Eukaryota; Metazoa; Cnidaria; Anthozoa; Scleractinia; Merulinidae
Biological process (GO): double-strand break repair
Cellular component (GO): nucleus; site of double-strand break
Molecular function (GO): zinc ion binding; helicase activity
Source: RefSeq, a predicted model, not a curated record
UCAACUCUCUUCUCGGUGUUUGGAUAUCCCGAUGAAACACUGUCUCUUGUGUUUGAUAUAUUACGCUUUGUAAGUUUCUUCUCUUCAGGACGAUCAUCUCUCCGUAAAACGGUAUGGCAUGAAGCGCAUUACUUCCUGUGCGUUUGCUGUGUUGCUACAUCCUACUACAACGCACCUGGCUAGCAUUUUUUUCGAACUACUUUCCCAGUCUUUCCUCAUCGAAGCAAAUAAAUAUGCGAAUUACAGAAUCAUCGUGUGUUGUGGAUUUUACGUCACAUCCGGCCCUCGACCUAUGCCCCAAAAACUCGGUCGUGAACUAAAAUGGCAGCAUUUUGACCUACUUUGACGAGCCACAAGUUUUAAGGGUUGGGUGCACUUUAAUUAUCUUAAUUUACUUAAAUCAUUAUCACAAGUCGGUUCGGCACAUGUAUAGUUCGAUGAACCGGCCUAACUAAACUCACAGGUAUCAGUGCGAUUCAAUAAUGUGUCCCAUCGAGGUUUAUAACACUAACUGGCUACCUCCACCCAUUUACAGUUGGCCCUAGGGGAAGAGUUAGAAAGUGAUCGGUACUUGAUUACCAUUGAGGAGAGGCUGAGCCCGUCAUCUGACCACACCCAUGAGGUCACUUUUAAGGCACAGGAAAAGGAAGUGGAACACUUUGCGGGACCUCUAUACCGAUCAGGGAAGAGGAAAAGACGGUGUUUCCAGUCACCAACAUUAAAUCAGAAGAACCCCAUGGUAACUGGAUUCACAGACCCUGAGGCCAAGAAGCCAAGUGAAGAAGCUAUUCCACGUCACGGUAGAUUAGGCAUGGCAAACAGACCUCCAAGUAAAACGGACUUUUUCAAUGUGUACAGUUCUCAUUCCAGCAAACGAGAGACUAACAGCUUUCAAGUCUCUCACAGGAAAGAACCUAGUGAUGAAAGCCUUGCAGUUCUGCAAACAACUAACAAGUCAUAUGCUGCUGGCAAACAAUGGGACGAGCGACACGAUCAACGAGUUCCCUUGUACAUGGCUGAGACCUGCAGUGCUGCAGGAAAAGAAAAUGGAAGGUUUCAUGUACCUAGAGAAGGACUUUCUAAUUCAAAAUUUGUUUCACAAAAAGAAAGGUCAAGUGACACGGAAAGCAAACGCAGCACACCCCAGAUUCUAGCGUUGUUCUCGUCCCAUAAGAAUACACCACCACCUAAAAUAACACGUGAUGGAGAGACAGUAGAAAUUAAUGAAGCAAAUGCUGGCGUUAUGAAGGAGACAAAUUCAUGCAAUUUGUACGAUACUGCGGAUAAAUUCUCAUCUAAGGUGGAUGCAGCGAAAGUCAUUGCCCAAACAACGAACGUUUCUGAAAUUGCAAAUGCGUUCCAGCCAAUCAUUUUGGACAAUGAUUCUGUUGGGCAAGUUCUAGAAACGGGCGAAGAUUUAGGGGACUCCCUAAAUCUGUCCCCGGAUUCGUUUGCAGCUUGCUCGAGUGAAAAUUUUGGUUGCAAUUUUCACGGCAGGGAUGCAAUGUGCGAGAAUGCCACACAGGAGUCGACAUUUACCAGGUCACCAGAUAACAAUCAAAGGCAAAGUAAAGUUUGGUCCCAGAAUGAUUCUGAGUCCGUCUCCCCCCUUAUUAGGCUUCUCACGAGCGUGGAAAAGCCUGAUCUUCAAGGGUGUAUUGAUGUGAAGGGAAAUGGAGGGCAGCUUUGCGACAUGGUGAAAGAAAACAGGCUGCGGGAUCAAAGCAGCCUCGAGAGCCCUGAUGCAGCCGCUGUGGGGUCGUCUCCUUCCUCUCCUCCUGCACGUCCAUAUCCAAAUGUGUACUCAAUACAACAAUGUUCAUACGGCGUUACAACAUCCGAACUGGACGAAGCCAGCAGUUCAGAUUUUGUACAAGCCAGGUCUUUGUCAGAGGGUAAUUUGUCCUGUUGCACACCUGGCAUUAUCUCACCUUUAAUAACUGCAAAAGAAGGCGUUUCCACAAGUUACGAAAACAUGCUACCUUCUCAACCAAAACUAGAUCGUUUCAGCAUUAACACGAAAGUGUUCUCCAGCCACCCAGGAUCUUUGUUUCCAUACAGUAAACUGCAAAGUCAAGAUCAAAUUAACCACUUGAGAAAUUCUUCGGGUUCGUCCUUGUUCAGAAAAGGGUUCAGUGGUUUUGAGCAAUGGAACUCGUUGUUUGAUCAUCAGGCUCUCGACGAUGGUGUAGCAAAUUUUCAGCAGUAUGAGACGUCACCAGAAUUCUACCCAUCAGAAAUUGAAAAAACGUACGAGGGGAGAGUUCCUCCCAUUGUGGCAACAAAAGUCAUUCCAACUGAUAGCCGAACAGUGACGGCAGGAGAUGGUCACUCGUGGAAGGGUUCAGUUGUUAGUGACACGGUCAAGAGAGGGUGCUCUUCUGUACCAAUGGUGUCAGUCCAAAGGCAAAAUAUCCACUGUCAACCUAGUAAUGGUGACCAAAGAGCCCCAUCGAGUUUGAGCUGGAUUGACUCAAUUUCAGCAAGUGACGCUCAAAAUGACUCGCCGUGCCUGCUAUCCACGCAAGGAUUUGCCACAAGUGAAAGCAUUGCACUGUCUUCCACUGAAGGAUUCAUGAAAAAUAGCCAGGCUAGAGAGGGAAAUCCCACCGACAUCAGACCUGAGUUUGCACAGAGAGUGCCGCAAUUGCCCAGAAGAAGAGCCCCUUUACUUACAGCACCGCCGGAACAUCUCAACACGCAGCAAACAGUUUCCCGAAACCCAGUUGGUUACCGUGGCCUACCAGCUGCGUCUUCUUCCACGGAUUUCGUAGAAUUUAGUUCCAAACCAAAAGCAAUGGCGAUUACGAGAGAAGGGGAAAUCGGGCCAUUACAGGGGGAAACCAGUCAACUUCACAAGACCAACGUUGGAAAUUUAUCAAAUGAAAGACAUGGCACAGGGCCUUUUGCUUCACGUAGUUCUCGUCGACGCGUGGGCUUAAGGAGGGUGGGGAUGGGAUGUACACGUGACCUCCGCAACGGUCAAAAUGCUAUGUCUCAGACUGGACAGCAGUUUAGACAGAAGUCGAAUGCCUACAGACCUCCAACUGCACCAGAAUUCGCGGCUAACAGUUCGUCUGGAGACCGAAGCAUGGCCGGUGAGUUGAGCUUUCCAUCAGCAGAGGAGUGUGACAGUAGUGUCACGCCAACUCGACAUGUCACUGUACCCGUAACAUUCCUUGAUGUUAUGCAGUAUAGGCAAGUUUUCAAGUCUGCACUCAGAGAACACCUGAAUAUAGUGUUGUUUGAACUGGCUCGUAACUACCACGCUGCUCUUCAGAAGGUUGAUGUUUCAGGGUUUGGCGCCCAUGACCAAGGAAUUCGCCAAAGUUCAGAUGGUCCCUACUGCCCUCAUGGGCAAGCACGCUUGAGAGCUGUUAAGAAGGAUGGUGUGAACAAGGGAAGAUUGUUCUACACCUGCCCCGGAAUGGGACAAGCCCAAUGCAAGUUCUUUAAGUGGGCAGAUGAAUACCAAACAAACAAGACUGGAUCAAAAGGAGCGGAGCACAAGUCCUCAAAUAAACUAACAUUGUCCUCUUCUGAGAGCUUGAUGUCCUUUUUCAGAAGUCACAAUGUUGCAUUUUACUGUGAGUGCCAUCUUGUAAGGAAGAAUUCAGACUCUGGAAAAGGAAAGUUUGGUACAGCAAAAGCAAAGAAAUGGGGAAAGCAAAGAGGCUUUGAGACUGAAACUGCCAAGAAAGGACUGUACUUGGAACUCUCUCGGAAAGAUCAUUCUUCUACUUAUUCAAAGGAUGACAUCUGGAUCAUAUCAAAGACGCUGUUGUUCAAUCCAGAUUCCACAUUCAUAGCAAGCAGUGCUUAUUAUGGUCCGUCCUCCUGCGGGGAACUGGAAAUACAUCCUAUCAGUGGUUAUUCUCCUUCUAACUGGCAAAGUGGAGAAAUCGUUCAUGCUUUGAUGGCCUGUAAUGCCGGCACAGAACUGACUUGUAUUAGCAAUAUUGAGGAUCAUGUCAAGAUACAGAACAUGCCUGUUCUUCCCUACAUUUUACACAGAGAUCAGACAGAGGAACGAAAUACCAGGAUCGCUUCACGAGCCUCGUCCUUUGUUCCUCCCACGCUGAGGACACCCGGUGGUCAGCUUGAUCUACCAUUAGAAGUAACGGAAAGCUUAGCUGAAGAAAUGAUAGCUCGUUUUAGCUUAAACAAGGAUCAAACGGUCGCCCUGCUAUCCUGUGCAAGCAUGUUUAGCUCGUCUGCAGCAGACAGCUCUUCUCUGCCAGUGUGCUUGAUACACGGCGUCUUUGGUGCAGGGAAAAGUUUUCUACUCGCUGUUGUUGUUCUUUAUCUGGUGGAAUUAUUCAAAGCGAGUGAUGCUCUCAAUCAGCAGAGCAGUAACACGUCCUCGUCGUGGAAGAUUCUUGUGUCCUCUACAACAAACGUGGCCGUCGAUCGCAUUUUGUCAGGAUUGCUGGAGCUCGGGUUUGAAGAGUUCGUUCGAGUGGGCAGCAUUCGUAAGAUCGCCAAACCAGUGUUACCUUAUAGUGUACACAGUACUGGAAGUGACAGUCAGGAAUUAAAAGAACUGCAGUCCCUACUGAAGACUGAACUCACACCAUCGGAAAGAAACCAUGUACGGAAAGGCAUUGAACAGCACAAGCUUGGAGAAAAUAAAAGGGUGAGUGGGAAAAAAGGAUGUUUUUAACGUUUAGAAAUUAGAGUAUGCGUAUACUCUGUACACCGUGUUCACUACGUGUGAUCAAGCCGUGGGUGAAGGUGGGCCAGCAAAUGACUGUCCUUGCAUGAUGAAGGUUUUGACAACCCUUGCGGAAUAAAUCUUCAGAGUCAAAACAAAGAUGGUAUAAAGUCUCUGGUCCUUGAAACUAAUGGUCAGGUUUGCCGUGAUGACACACUGAGAUUGCUCCAUGGGUCGCCCGUUGUAGUCGCAUAUUCCGCUUGUAGCACACGCCUACACUAGUAUAACAAAAUACUUUCAAUCGUAGACCUUUUUUAUGUCACAGGAUAUUUGCACAGUGUUUUAUUCACUAGUUGGACAGUCUACUUUUAAAUCAUUCCAUAUUUCACCUUUUGUUACUGCGCCUGCCAGUUCAUUAACGUGGCUUUUUUUAUUUGUUUUGCACCUCUAUGGUUUUAUUGCCAAUAAGGUGUCGAAAUUCACGUUCUGUUCUUGAGUUGCUCGUUUUCCUUUUUCUUUUUCCUACUUCUAGCACUGACAAAAUUGUUUUGAGUCAGAGCAAGGCAUGUCACUGUUCUUACUUGCACUUUUAAUGUUACCACUUUGUGGCUACUUUUAUAGGCGGAAUUUCAGCCGAGAGGACGACAGAAAUAAUGGCUACUGUUUUUACGUUUUGCUAAACACUAUCGGAAAAAGCAAUUUUAUAUAGCUCUUAUCUGCUUAAUCUGAUCGCAAUUUCAUGUUUGUUGGCUGUCUGAAUACCCGAGAAACGAUUAACUCUUUUAAAACUGCGUGGCCAAUCAUCGUUUUGUUGAUUAAACUUAUCUUACCAGCAACCUCAAUACUUUGUUCAGGAGAUAUUUAAAAAAGUGAAGGAGAUAAAGAACUUCCACAAGUUGAGAUAUCGCCAUGAUGUGGUGUCAAGCGUAAUGGAAGCUUAUCAUGAACAAGAUUGAAGUUUGUCUUUCGAAGUUUAACGAUCACGAAUGGACAGCUGUGCAUAGCUAAUGCCAAAAAUUUGGUUACGAUAAUAUGAAAAGUAACUAAGCAUAAGCCAACCAGAUGAACAAUAUCUCUUUUCGAA